GUGUGUGUGUGUGUGUGUGUGUGUGUGUGUGUGUGUGUUCUUGUAUUCCUAUACUUAUGGGGACAUUGAUCUGUUCACACAGUCACGCCGUGGGGACCUCUGACAGUAUGGGGACCAAAAUCGAGGUCCCCAUGAGGGAAAGUGCUUUAAAUGACUUCAGGAGUCAAUCUGAAGGUGCCAGUGUGUUUUUUUUGUUUUUUUGGUUUUGGCCCAUAAUUCACAAUUUUCUGUCGGGUCACACACACACACACAUUUCUCACUAUCGCCCCCUAAGGAUCCCGGUUGGUAUUGCACUUGAUAGUUCACACACACCACUACCAAAUAUGGUAUGUACCGCCCCUUCCUUGUCCCCAUGAAGUAUGUAUUCAAAUACUAAGAACUUUUUUCAGUGUUAGUCAACAAUUAGGCUAUUGGAAACGUUUAUUUGCAACAGAUGCCAACUACAGUGCUAAGAAUUAUACUUUUUUAAUUACAUUUUAAUUAAAAUGUAUUUAUUCAAUACAAAAUGCAGCUUAUAGGAAUUGCUUUAUAAUUAAUUGAGUGCUGGAUUGAAAUAAUAUAUUUCUUGAUCUAGUAAAAGCAAUAAAACAUGGCUUCUUAUUAGUGAAUUAGCAUUUAUAGAUAUGAUAUUUUGCCAUAACAAUAAUAAGAUUAAUCAUAUAUUCCCGAUUGUUGUCUUAGAUUCAAUAGAUUGUUGUCUUAUUGUCUAAGAGUCCAAACAAUACAUUUUUCCAAUGCUAGUAAGAGGCUUGUGACUUUGGCCGUUUGCUUUUAAUGUGAAAUCAGACAGGAAGUCAAAUGUACCUUCAGGUUCAACCUCAGCCUAGAAGAAGAGCCUUUUAUCUCUGUGAAACCGUCGAAUUUGAUGCAUAUUAAGGAUUUACCCGGAGCAAGUGGCGUGUACAUUUGAAAUGCCACCAAGAAUCAGUCCCCUCACAGAUGCCUGUCACCAUGUCGGUUUAAAGACUGACAAUACAUGGAAACUGGAGGUGAAGUACAUCAAUGCAGUAAAAGGGCGUGGGGUGUUCGCCAUAGGUUCAUUCUCCAAAGGAGAUUUUAUAGUGGAAUGCAGGGGAGAUUUGAUAAGCGAUGGUGAAGCUCAAAAGAGAAGAAGAAAUUAUAACCCUGCAUGUUCUGGAUUUUUGUUCGCGUUCAAGUUGGGAGGCAAAACAUGGUGCAUUGACGCCUCUAGAGAAGAUGGUUCCUUCGGCCGCUUGGUGAACGAUGACCACAGACAUCCCAAUGCCAGGAUGAAGAGAAUAGACAUUGCAGGAAGCACACACCUCUGUCUCUUUGCUCUCCAAGACAUAAAAGAAGGUGAAGAAAUUGCAUAUAAUUAUGGAGGAGAGGACUGCCCAAGCAGGUACGUGUUACAACUAGUGUUAAGGUAUAUACAAUUCAAGAAUGUCUUGGAAUAACUUAAUGAUUGAUGGUAUCUUUUCUUUGAAACUAUAUAAAUCAAUUUCAAUAAAUGAUCAUUUUUUCUAUUGUAUAUUAAAACAUUGGAUAUUCAGGAGGCAUCUGAAUCAGGGCCAAAUGUCACUGUAGUCUGGGACGUUCCCGACGUCCCCACAAUACAUCUUGUAUGGUUUUGUUUCAGUGAAACUUUAUGUUAAGUAUCUGAUAAAGGAGAACGUACAGGUGUGCGAAAUUCAACACAGUUAAUUCAACAUGUGUGAAAUGUCCCCACUAGGCAUAGUCUAUGUGACAGCAGACAGGUUGACAAAGCAGGACAAAAUAUGACCAUAGAAUCCUUUCUCGCUAGUUUGGUGUGUGGGGAUGUAUUUGACCCAAGAGACAUGUCCUUUAGAAAAUGUAUUAAAAUAAUAUAAUAUUAUGCAGUGUUUACAUGAAAUUGACUGAUUUACUUUUUGUAUCAAAUUGCAGAUGACUACAUGUGAACCUGAGACGUCCUGUGUGAGCUCCCAGUCUGUGCUCAUGUCAGAGCCACAGUGGGAUGAAGCUGCCUGGUUAGAGGACACUGGUCACCAGAUGACUACAUGUGAACCUGACACGCCCUGUGUGAGCUCCCAGUCUGUGCUCAUGUCAGAGCCACAAUGGGAUGAAGCUGCCUGGUUAGAGGACACUGGUCAACAGAUGACUACAUGUGAACCUGACACGCACUGUGUGAGCUCCCAGCCUGUGCUCAUGUCAGAGCCAAAGUGGGAUGAAGCUGCCUGGUUAGAGGACACUGGUCACCAGAUGACUACAUGUGAACCUGACACGCCCUGUGUGAGCUCCCAGUCUGUGCUCAUGUCAGAGCCACAAUGGGAUGAAGCUGCCUGGUUAGAGGACACUGGUCAACAGAUGACUACAUGUGAACCUGACACGCCCUGUGUGAGCUCCCAGUCUGUGCUCAUGUCAGAGCCACAAUGGGAUGAAGCUGCCUGGUUAGAGGACACUGGUCAACAGAUGACUACAUGUGAACCUGACACGCACUGUGUGAGCUCCCAGCCUGUGCUCAUGUCAGAGCCAAAGUGGGAUGAAGCUGCCUGGUUAGAGGACACUGGUCACCAGAAGAGGAAACUGUUGGAGGCACGGAGGGGGAAUAAAAUCCCAGCAAAACAGAGACGCAAACUGCCACCAGCAGAAGAUGGAGCAUCUUUUCCAGUCUGUGCUGUGAGCCAUGUUCUUCCAAAGGAAAGGCUCCACUCAAAAGGGAACCAUGGCAGCCAGCAGAGACAAAAGGCCGUCGAGAGGCACAUAAAGGCUUUAAUACAUGCUUGCACUGUGCCAAAAAUGUCUAACUAAACUAAAUCUGUAGGUGGCGAAGAAGUUAAAGCUGCGUCACGCUUUGAACUAAACACUUUUUCCAUCUAGUGUCGACUGGGUUUUUGGAUUGUCGGUGCCAUUAAAGUAGCAUUAAUAAUCGUCGUAAUAAUCCUAACGAUUAUUAAUGCUACUUUAACGGCAUAGACAUUCCAAAAACCCAGUCGACACUAGAUGGAAAAAGUGUAUAGAACAAAACGUGAUGCAGCUUCCCUUUUUUUCUUCGCAACCUACAGACUUUGUUAUGUACGAUUAUUCAAACACGCCAUGUUAUUUAAUAUAGACAUUUGACCGAGGGAAACGGAGCCUCAGAGGUCGAACUUAUUCUCUCGAGGUCUAUGUGACUUCCAUUUAUAUUGUGACUAUUCUGUAUCUUGAUGCCUCUUCCUGGCCCACAAGGAUACACCAGCAGGUUCUGACAUGUAUUAACCGCACUCUGAUGGCUCGAGUCUGUGCGUGAUGUGUGUCUAUGCUAAUGUAUGUAUGUGCUGGUAUACUUUUAAAAAUAAAGUAUCAAUGCAUCUAAUUCUCCAUCCGUCUCUGGUGCUAUUUACUGUGGACCCACACCUGUUUGGGAGAUCCCUCCCAUGUGUGAGGGUGGCAUCGAUGGUGUUGGUAAAAUAAAAACCCAUACACACACAUAGUGCACGGUAAUAUCAUGAAAUAAGUUGGUAUCACGCCACAUAUAGAUGGUGGAUGGCCAAGAGGAACAUUUGCAGAGGGCAUGGCCGCCCCUGGUUCCAGGGGCUCUCGGAAAUUGAGAGGUUAAAACACCUUGGCCCUCUGGCUAUACUCUAUAUACUCUCCUCGGGCUAUAUAUAUUUAUGUACAAUCAGGUCCCCAUUAGUCACCAAAUAAUCUGUGUGAAAUAUUCUAAUUUAUGUAAAUGAUGUCCCCUGAAAGCAUGUUUACUGGUUCUUCCGGAAGUCCCCAUAAAGCCUGGUUAAACCAUCACAAAACUCUGAAACAUCAUUUCAGAGUUUUGAAGUUGUGUAUAGGUUAACUAAGCUAUGGCAAGUUUACUGAAUUUUUUUCAGCUCUCUACAACCUCUGGAAAGGGUGGUCCUCACAAGUGAUGAUUAUAAAGGUCGUCCUCAUGAGUGAUGAAAACCAGUAUGUGUGUGUGUGUGUGUGUGUGUGUGUGUGUGUGUGUGUGUGUGUGUGUGUG
This is a messenger RNA of Gadus chalcogrammus (walleye pollock), 3937 nucleotides long. RefSeq lists its product as uncharacterized. Lineage: Eukaryota; Metazoa; Chordata; Actinopteri; Gadiformes; Gadidae. The record is from RefSeq and is a predicted model, not a curated record. The transcript has 11 exons. The coding region runs from base 1888 to 2751 and encodes 287 amino acids.